Molecule: messenger RNA, 3390 nt
Organism: Hippopotamus amphibius kiboko
Lineage: Eukaryota; Metazoa; Chordata; Mammalia; Artiodactyla; Hippopotamidae
Gene: FOXM1
Product: forkhead box M1
Exons: 9
Coding region: 192-2477 (761 amino acids)
Biological process (GO): G2/M transition of mitotic cell cycle; regulation of DNA-templated transcription
Molecular function (GO): DNA-binding transcription factor activity; sequence-specific DNA binding
Source: RefSeq, a predicted model, not a curated record
CCCCGGCCCCGGCCCGGGAACCCACCCACCCCCCCCGCCCGGGAUCUCGGGAUUCCCCGCCCCGCAGCCGGGGUUGCGGCCCGGCCCGCAGGUGGUAGCAGCGCGGAGCCGCCCGGAGUCGGCGCGGCCGGAGGUGCAAGCGAGGGUCCAUGCUUGUGAUUCUCAAUGGCGAAUGAAAGCACAGAUUCAUAAUGAAAACCAGCCCCCGUCGGCCAUUGAUUCUCAAGAGACGGAGGCUGCCCCUUCCUGUUCAGAAUGCCCCAAGUGACACAUCAGAAGAGGAGCCUAAGAGGCCCCCUGCCCAACAAGAGCCUACUCAAGCGCAGGCCUCCAAGGAGGUGGCAGAGUCCAAUGCCUGCAAGUUUCCAGCCGGGAUCAAGAUCAUUAACCACCCAACCAUGCCCAACACCCAAGUGGUGGCCGUCCCCAAGAAUGCCAAUAUCCAGAGCAUCAUCACAGCACUGACCGCCAAAGGGAAGGAGAGUGGCAGCAGUGGGCCCAACAAAUUCAUCCUCAUCAGCUGUGGGGAAGCCCCCACUCACCCUCUAGGACCCCAGCCUCAAGGCCAAACCAGCAAUGAUUCCAAGAGGACAGAAGUGAUCACUGAGACCCUGGGACCAAAGUCUGCAACCAGGGACGUGAAUCUUCCUAGACCAUCUGGAGCCCUUCCCAGGCAGAGAUGGGAGAGCUGUGCUGGCGGCGAGGCAGCCGGCUGCACACUAGACAGCAGCUUGACCAACAUCCAGUGGCUUGGAAAGAUGACUUCUGAUGGGCUGGGCUCCUGCAGCAUCAAGCAAGAGGUGGAGGAAAAGGAGAAUCGUCACCUGGAGCAGAGUCUGGCUAAGAGCCCUCAGGUUGAGGGGCCCCCGGGAGCAUCGGCAUCCUGGCCGGACUCAGUGUCUGAGCGGCCACCGUACUCUUACAUGGCCAUGAUACAAUUCGCCAUCAACAGCACGGAGAGGAAGCGCAUGACCCUGAAAGACAUCUACACUUGGAUCGAGGACCACUUCCCCUAUUUCAAGCACAUUGCCAAGCCAGGCUGGAAGAAUUCCAUCCGCCACAACCUCUCUCUCCAUGACAUGUUCGUCCGCGAGACAUCUGCCAACGGCAAGGUCUCCUUCUGGACCAUUCACCCCAGUGCCAAUCGCUACUUGACGCUGGACCAGGUGUUUAAGCCACUGGACCCAGGGUCUCCACAAUCGCCCGAGCACUUGGAAUCACAGCAGAAACGACCCAACCCUGAGCUCCGUCGGAACAUGGCCAUCAAGACUGAACUCCCCGUGGGCUCACGGCGGAAGAUGAAGCCACUGCUGCCGCGGGUCAGCUCGUACCUGGUGCCCAUCCAGUUCCCAGUGAACCAGUCCCUGGUGCUGCAGCCCUCAGUCAAGGUGCCGUUGCCCCUGGCAGCCUCACUCAUGAGCUCAGAGCUCGCCCGCCACAGCAAACGAGUCCGCAUCGCCCCCAAGGUGCUGCUAGCAGACGAGGGGGUCGCCCCUCUGCCCACAGCAGGACCCGUGAAAGAGGAGAAGCUCCUCCUUGGAGAAGGGCUCUCUCCUCUGCUUCCAGUCCAAUCCAUCAAGGAGGAGGAAGUCCAGCCCGGGGAGGAAACGCCACGCUUAGGGAGACCCAUCAAAGUCGAGAGCCCGCCCCUGGAAGAGUGGCCCUCGCCCUGCCCGUCCGUCAAGGAGGAAUCAUCCCACUCCUGGGAGGAUUCGUCCCGCUCCCCCACCCCCAGGCCCAAGAAGUCCUACACUGGGCCCAAGUCCCCUUCCCGCUGUGUCUCUGACCUGCUUGUGAUCAAACGCAGGGAGAGGAGGGAGAUGAGCCGGUCUCGAAGGAAACAGCACCUCCUGCCCCCCUGUGUGGACGAGCCCGAGCUGCUCUUCUCCGAGGGCCUCGGGGCUUCCCGACAAGCCACGGCAGGGCCCUCCCAGCCUGCCUCCCAGCUUGGCUCCUCCCAGGAGGAGGGGGGCCCUUUCGAGACACCCAUUAAGGAGACACUGCCCAUCUCCUCCACCCCAAGCAAAUCUGCCCUCCCCGUGACCCCUGAGUCCUGGAGGCUCACACCCCCAGCCAAAGUGGGGGGGCUCGAUUUCAGCCCCGUACGAACCCCCCAGGGUGCCUUUGGCCCCCUGCCGGACUCCCUGGAGCUGGCGGAUCUCAGCACCACCCCGCUGAAAAGUGUCCCCCUCUUUGACUCCCCCCGAGAGCUCCUCAAUUCAGAGCCCUUCGACCUUACUGCCGACCCCUUCAGCAUCUGUCCCCCCUCAGAUGUGGAGGUCCCCAGGCCAGGCUCCCCCGAGCCGCAGGUGGCUGGCCUCUCGGCCAACCGAUCUCUGACAGAAGGACUGGUCCUGGACACGAUGAAUGACAGCCUCAGCAAGAUCCUGCUGGACAUCAGCUUCCCUGGCCUGGAGGAGGACCCGCUGGGCCCUGACAGCAUCAGCUGGGCUCAGUUCAUUCCCGAGCUGCGGUAGAGAUGGGAUCCCUGCCGCUCAAGCUGUCAGCUCUCCAGCUGCUCAUGGGGCCAGCCUUCCAAGCCCUCUGCGCCAGGACAGCAGGUGGGGGCCAUCUGCUCCUCCAAUGCCCCUGGCCUGGCGAUGCCAAGGCAGGUGUCAGACUGGAGCUGCUACUGGGCCUUCUGCAAGCAUCAAGGUCCUGGUGACCAGUCUCUGUGCCACCCACUCCCCAAGAAUCUGAUUCCUUACUCCCUACCAGGUGCUGAGGGUGGGAACAGUGAAAACAAGGGUGAGAAGAGAUGAGGAGCCCCCCAGACUGUUUGCGUCUGUGCCCAGCAGCCCCCCACCUUCGCUGCUCCAUGCAGGGUGGCCCUUGUAAAUGGUGUGUAUGCUCCAGAUUAUCCUCUAAUUAUAAGUGUGAGCCUCUCUCCUCAGGUCAUUAUCCAGAGACAGCCAGAAGGGAGCUGGGAUGACAACAGGGUUCAGUUUGCUUUUGAUUCCUGGAGGAGAGAGGCCUGCAGUGCCUGGUUCCCUCCAGGCCCCGCCCUCGAGGGUUCCUCACUGUGGGGGCCCAGGCGAGUGGGUCUGUUUGCCAGGGUCCCUCUUACUGCCCCUCCCUCCCACCUGGCCACGUUUCCAAGUCAGCCUUCCUGCGAGAAGAAAUCCUGGUGAAAGGGUCUCUUAUUGUGGGUCAAGCGUUGAAUUGGGGUGGGGGGAUGGAGGCACCUGGAGCAGCGUAGGUGCCCAGAUGUGCCCGAGAGAUGUUUCUCUGAUAAGGUCCCUAAUUGUGCCAGAGAGACACGUUAGGAGACCAGCAUGCCUGCCUGCCCGCCCGCCUGAGUUGGCACUGCAGCUUUGCAGAGAGCUUCCCUGGGCCCCAGCUCCAGAACACUACUGUCACUACCUGCUCAAUAAAGCCCAGGGGCACAUG